CCAAGGCCUUUCGUCAUUGGCGCCUUCCCCGCAGCGGCACAUUUGCUAGAUCGCAAACUGCAACACGCGACAGAGCUGUCGUAGCAAGCGUCAACCAGUCAAGCAAGAGCGACUCUGUUAAUCUGCGCUUGCGAAACGGAAUCCAAGGAGUGUCCGUGCAACAACACCGAUUCAAACGUGCAGGCAUUUCACCGCUGCGCCGCAAGUUGCCGCCCACCUCCGUAGCCGCCAUUGAGGACACCGGGCUUCUUCGACUCGUCUGCCAGCCUCCUGUGCGGCAAGCGGUGUAGGUUUGCGGGACGCUCAGUUCUAUUUCGAGGCGUUGGCGUCCUAGGUGCCCGGUCGUAGUGUGCGUGUGAGUGCGUCGCUUGUGUUGCGAAGCCAUGGCUACGAAACCAGUGGUUGUGUCUGUUGUGAUUGUGGUCGCCGCCAUGUUGUUGGUGUGGGCACCACGUGACGCGGCAGCUGACGCCAGUGGUCUCCUCAAGUACUUGGGCUGCUUGCAGAAGUUGGCGGACUCUAGCGGUGCCUGCGGGAAAAGAAAGACAGAGUUCAGUGCGGUGGAACAGGCAUUCGGAAUUGACCACAAGCACAAGUCCGACAGGGAGAAGAAGGGCCUCUGCUGUAAGUUCUCGAGUUACGUCGACUGCUACAUGAAGAACGUACGUCACAGCUGCGGCGACGCGGCCGGCAAGUACGCGCUCAAGUUCAUCGAGUCGUCGACCCAGAAGUACGUGCGCAACACGUGCCAUAAGUUCGACAACCGAAAGUGCAGCUCAGCCUUCUCCACGUCCGCGUCCAGCCUAGUCGUCUUGGGCGUCACGUCAGCCGCGCUGGCCUUCUCCCUGCUGCUGUGAUGACGCUGCCGUCGAAGUGUAGUUAGACCAGAUCCGUGUCAUGGCCUUCGAGAUAAUUGCAAGUCCGUCAGAAAUCUCGUACGCCAUGGCUUUACUGGGCUUCUUCGGAUAUCCGUCACUUACACUCACGGACUGUCCAAGCCUCGAUUGAAUGAGCGUUGUGUAUGCAUUGGUCCUGGCUUUUCAAGAAAAGACAGGCACUAGCCUUGUCCUUUCUUGUCCCCGUUUCUUUGUGCCCCCAAGUUUUGUCAGUGCAUUGUUCUGGGCACUCUGAGAACAUCAGGGACGGAUAAUCGAAGAUGCCCACUAAACGCUUACUGGUCUUCUUCAGUUACCCGACCCAGACUGUGCUCAACUGCUCAAGGCCGUCCUUACAGCCAACGAGCGUUGCGUAUGCAGCGCCUCGGGGUUUCAGGGAUGGAAACGCCGGGAAUGGAAACCCCGGGAAACCCUCGGGGUUUCAGGGACAGUAGGAAAGGCCCUCUAGAAGUCAUCGUCCUGCAAAAGGCUGUCAUUUACCGUGGCUUCCGCGAUCACCGUGCUCGUGGGAGGUCUCGGAGGUCACUGCAUUUCUUACUGCUUCCGCAAUCAUGUGAAAAUGCUGUUAAGAGACUACUGUAGCGCUGAAAGUGUUUUUCAUGACCGAGCCAAUUGUCGGUGGAAUUGUCAGGGUUAAAUCACAUGUAGAACAGGCAGGACAGUUGUGCUUCCAUAAGGACUCGGUGUUGUAUGAUUCUGAUCCAUGCACAGCUGUUCUUGAAAUGUUAAAAAAAAACAAGGAAUGUUCAGCGACAGAAUUAGUUCACUAUAUGUAAAACUUCUGAAACGUUCACAAAGAUUGCUUCGAUUUUUUUUUUUUUUUUUUUUGCACACUGGCCGAUGCUUUCUCAUUGAGCAUGCAUAACUUCUUUUUGAAGAUGAUAUACAGUGUUGUUUUCAAGCGCUAUUGUAAUGCUCUAGAAUUCAUGUUGGUAUACUAACGUACUGUCGAAUUAUCAUAUUGGACAGUAGCGCUGCCGUUCACCUUGUAUAGCGUUCAAUUACUGUUCGCAGUCAUCUUGAGACGGAUACAUCUGUCUAUAAAAACCUCUAUCUGUCUUCUCAAAGUUUAAUGAUCUUCCGUGCAGCUUAAGACAAGUCUGUAAGUCUGCGCUAAUUUGGGCAAGCUUGGUGGUUGCGAACUCGUGGCAAGCUCUCUACUAAGCAUUACACAAAAACGUCGGAAGGUGAAUGCCAUGCUCUCUCUUGAUUUCUUGCCUGUUCUCUCGGGUUUGUGUUUCUGUGCACAAUGCUGGAGUAUAUUGUACUGAAGGUCGUCUAUGUUCCAGACACCUUAGCCAUUGGUUUAUAGGUUGUAGAGCUCAGGCUUUGGGCAGCAACGGCAGGGCGACGUUAUAAAAUGGCGGUGUCGAUCGAGCUUCCCCAUCUCUCAGGCAAAGUGUUUCGAUUUCUCAAGCGUCUGUGUGCCAUUCUUAUACGACCUUUUUGUGUUCUUUUAAGUGCGUGUAACACAUUGUCAAACAGUUAAAUUGAAGCUAUCUACUGCCACUAUUCAUGCAUAACAGACCUUUCGAAUCGCAAGCAGUUUAGAAUGAAAGUGGAAAUGUACUUUAUAUUAAGCUUCCCUCUCUGCUUGUGGUCUGCGCGUAUCCUCAUUCAUCGUAAGUAGCGGCUGCCUGAUGCUGGAUAAACAAGGUAUUUUGUUGGGAAUGACUAGAAACUGUUUCAUUGUGUUUGUCGGUUCACUAGUACCCCUAUAUAACGGAAGGGAGCUUUAGCUGAACACACUCGAACUUUACUAACGCCACACCGCUUGCCGCGACAGCGCGCAUGCGCAUGGGCUAGCACACAGGAAGUCCUCAGUGCACACAACUGCGCGUGCGCUAGCAACCUGCUGUAUGGCGAGCUGGGAAUGCCGUGAAGGCAUUGUCGGGCAACCUGAGAAGACGAAAGAGCUCGGCGCAAUGCUUAGCUUGAAAGUUCGCAAGACUGAGACGUGUACGUGCGUUGCGUUUCACGUUUCUGACGCUAUUACAUGUGUGUAUGAGCGUACACAAAAUAUCAGGGUCAGUGUCAGCUGUCGACAUAUAUGCUAGUCGUGUUCGCCGAUAUUCAGGCGCUGCUGGCGUCGUUGUGGUUAUGAAGGUAAUGACGUCACAUCUUGCUUACGUCAGUGACUCAACUGGGCCUGAUGGUGAUCAAAUCUCGCUAUCGUCCAAACAUGAACAGCUCGACAGCAACACUCGUGACCGCAGUAUCUGUAGGCAAACAUCGAGUGCAGUUCAGGUGACCUUGUGUUUGUCAUAAUCGUGAUGCAGUGUUUCCUUUAAGAAACUGUUUGCGUAGGGGAGCGCAGAAGCGGUUCAGAAGAAGGUGCGCAGGACAGGAAAUACGCUCACAGGACAGGAAAGAGCGUCUUGCCUGUCCUGUGCAUUUUCUUCGGAACAGCUUCUGCGUUGCCCUACGCAAGAUGCUGAACCAACUGACCCAAACUCACUUUUGUACUCGGAACGCUUCGACAUCUUUCUGGGCAGAUACUGUAUACACAUAUAUGCAGGCAUAAUAUGAAUGUUCUCUCCCCCUCCCCUAUUGCUUUUUUAUAUGACGUAUUGUGUUGGGUUUCAGUAGUGAAAGGAAUAUAUUUCUGUACUACUUAGGACACAAUGUCUCAGGGUAUAUAUCUUUAUUUCUGUACUUAACAUGCCUGGCUCUUUGAAAAACCGUUCUAAUUGAAUUCCUGUGCAAAGGCGGACUUUGGGCAUCUACGAUCUCUUUGAGGGGCUUGUUUAUCUUCUUAUGGACGGUUCUCUUUCACUAGAGCUUCUGUGCUCAUAAAAAAACGAUGCAGUUGUAUGCUGUAUCCGAAGGAAUCAUGUGUACCUUAUCAGCGCACAUUUAGCAGUCCUUAAUGCUAGUGGGUUAAUUCCGAAGAAAGCGUAAUCGUAGACAUACCUUUGGGCGAUUGGGAUGUCCGCCCACUAUGUGUGUGUUUUCGAGUGUUUCAAUGCGAUGACACGUAUAGGUUAAAACUUGAGCUUCAGCGAUGCUUGAAGAAGAACGUUAUCGGCGGAGACACGGGAGUCAGGGAGGGGUGAAUGGAGCGACGGAGCGGUCAGCGGAGCGGUGAACGGAGCGGAGCGUUGGGACGUAAGAGUCACGCGACACGAGGAGCGCUGAUGGCGGACGAGCUAGAUUAGGCAACGUUGCUCACCACGUGGAGGCGACUCUACGGAGGCGGCGCUAACAAAUUGGUGUCGAUGACCGCAGUGCAUUUCAUUCGCUCAGGUGUAGCUCUACCAGUGAGCAACGCGGAAGGAUUUGUUUGGUGAGCAACGUAAGUGCUGCAGACACGAAAAUGAAAACAAAUGUGCAGAUACAAUGCAGCAUUGUCUCCAAUUGCUGCUCGUGCGCUGUUUUUGGUUUUUCAGGUAUAAACCUACACGCCCAUGUCUCUAUUCUUAUAAAAAAAACUGCUUUUGGUGUCUUUUUAGAAUACCCCUUUUUGCUGGAGCCAUGCAGGUGCUGUGUUCGUAUUAGAUAGUUUUACUUACAAGGAAAAUCUUGUGUACUAUGUUGCUGUGAACGUCGCAUCGAAUUCAUCAACUAUACAAACAACGAAUCACUGCUCGCUUCCCUGGUGUAGCCGAUGUUAACGUGCCUAUACAUGUGCCUCGUGUUACUCGAUGCCCUAUACAUGUUUGCGAAGUACCUUUGUAUAUAUAAAAAACUGCAUAAAUACGCAAAACAACGCGUAUAGAAUUGAAAUAAAGCACGUUCAAGCGUUGCCGUGCUGUUUUGUCGCU
Molecule: messenger RNA, 4660 nt
Organism: Rhipicephalus sanguineus (brown dog tick)
Lineage: Eukaryota; Metazoa; Arthropoda; Arachnida; Ixodida; Ixodidae
Exons: 3
Coding region: 384-857 (157 amino acids)
Source: RefSeq, a predicted model, not a curated record